GUUGUGAUAACACUAUAAUAUAUCACGCUAAGGCAAAACUAGUUAAAUUUUGACGAACCUUGAAUAGUAUUUCAUAUCAGUAGCUUGGCAGCGUUGGCUCCCUUAAAUUAUUUGAGUACCUUAGACUUGAAAUGGGCCCUACACGUAAGCGUUUUUUUGUCAUCUGUUUUGUGAUCAUUUUGAUAAUUUGCUUGUUGAGAAUAUUACUCUGGAAUUCAGCUCUGCCAUUUUGGACUAAACAACUUUUCUUAGAAAGUAAUAAGCGGGAGUCAGUUCCAGUGGUGGUUAUGGUGUUUUAUGAGGCUUUGUGUCCAGACUCUAAACAUUUUCUAACUAAGCAGCUACUUCCAACAUUUAAGGUAGCUGCCUCAAUUAUGGAGGUGCAUCUUGCGCCUUAUGGCAAGGCAACAACAAUCGAAUUUAAUGACGAAACAACUUUCGAUUGUCAGCACGGACCUAUAGAAUGCCAAGCUAAUAUAUACCAUGCAUGUGCUGCAAGUUUAAUAAGGGACCCCCUUCUGCGACUACAAGUUGCAACAUGUAUGAUUACAGAUAACCGUGUACCUCAAGAUGCUAUGCUUAAGUGCGGAAAACAAUUCAAUAUAAAGAACGUUGACCAGAUUCAAAAAUGUUUUGAUAGUGGCCAUGGAGUGGAGCUGCUCAAACUAAAUGGAUAUGCCACACAUGCACUUAGACCUCCUGUAACGUUUAUUCCAACUAUUACAAUAGACGGGUCCCAGCGAAGGCAAGCUUCAAUUUUAAAAGAUUUUUUUUCUGAAGUGUGCAAAGCGGCCGGAGAUUCAGAAAAAGCAAAAAAUUUAUGCAAAAACAAAAGAUUGUAGUUUUUUUCAAUAACCUUAAAGGUUAAUGACUGUUUCUAGGUUUCCUGUAAAUUUGUUUUUGAAAUGCCACCAAUUUAUCAAAUAUAAUAUACGAAAGUAUUUCGAGAAAAUAUUUGAGCUUUUCAUUUUUCCAAAAGAAAGAAAUGAUGUAACUUUGUAAUUAAUAUUUAAGAAUCCAUAAAUAAAAUUGGUGAAUAUUGAA
Molecule: messenger RNA, 1044 nt
Organism: Drosophila ficusphila
Lineage: Eukaryota; Metazoa; Arthropoda; Insecta; Diptera; Drosophilidae
Product: gamma-interferon-inducible lysosomal thiol reductase
Exons: 4
Coding region: 132-842 (236 amino acids)
Molecular function (GO): oxidoreductase activity, acting on a sulfur group of donors, disulfide as acceptor
Source: RefSeq, a predicted model, not a curated record